Molecule: messenger RNA, 751 nt
Organism: Hipposideros armiger (great roundleaf bat)
Lineage: Eukaryota; Metazoa; Chordata; Mammalia; Chiroptera; Hipposideridae
Product: protein disulfide-isomerase-like protein of the testis
Exons: 4
Coding region: 151-621 (156 amino acids)
Biological process (GO): protein folding
Cellular component (GO): endoplasmic reticulum
Source: RefSeq, a predicted model, not a curated record
CUGGAGACUGUGCGACCUCUCAAAUUUGCUUUCUAGAGACAUCAAUCCAGUGAGGAGAUCCCAGCAUAUUGGGACCAGGGGCCCGUGAAGCAGCUCGUUGGGAAGAACUUCAACCUUGUCGUUUUUGACAAGGAAAGGGACGUGUUCGUGAUGUUCUACGCCCCCUGGUGCAGCCGAUGCAAGAAGCUGUUCCCCGUGUUGGAGGAGCUGGGCGUCAAGUACCAGAACCACUCCACCGUCACCGUCGCCAAGAUCGACAUCACGGCCAACGACAUUCAGCUGAUGUACCUGGACCGGUACCCCUUUUUCAGGCUCUUCCCCGCCGGCUCUCAACAGGCCGUGCUGUACAAGGGAGAGCACACCGUGAGGGGCUUGUCUGACUUCCUCGAGAGGCAGAUCCAGUCCAGGGCGGAGGACGAAGACAAGCUAAUGUCUGGUGAGCAAAGUGAAGUGACCGGUGGCGAGGAGGUAUUAGCUAAGGAAGAGGAGGCAGUACCCAUAAUGAAGAAAAAGUUAGCUGCACAGAAGUUGCCCGCGCUGGAGAAUGUGACCCAGCUGGGAGAGCCACCUGCGCAGACGGCAGCAGCUGAGGAGGAGAAGGCGACUAAGGACGAACUAUAGCUUCUCCAGCCGGGGGAGAGGGUGCCAUUUUCCGGGUGCGGCAUCAUCUUCUGAGUGGAUCUACCCCAGUAAAAUUAUAUACCACUGUGCCGGCUGGGUGGCGGCCGGAUAAUAAAAGCCCCUGAAUGUC